AUGGCUCUCCCAUUGCGGUCCGCCGUUCCACGCCGCAACGCAUUCCAUCUCCCUCGCAGAUGCAGGGCCAGCACGACGAAUAGCCGGACUCCGCUGCUCUUUCGACCUGUGUCCUCCUCCUCCUCCUCGUCGUCGCCGCUGCCCAUCGUCCGGACAUGUCCCGAGCCGACCUGCGCAUGCGCGCCCACUCCGCCCAUGCCGGACGGGCUGCCCAUCGACCGUGAGAAUCCGCUCAACGCGACCAUGGCCGCCUACGCGCAGCAGGUGCUGAUUUCGACCGGGCGGAACGAUUGGUCCAGCCGGAUUGAGGAUGACGGGGUGGGGGAAAGCUGGGGAGCGCUGGCGCGAGGUCUGAAGGGUCUGAUCGGGCGAGGAGGGAAAUACGCUGACCCAUAUAACAAUGUCGUUCUCACCAAUUCCUCCUUCGCCCCGUCGGCUGAUCCGUCGUCUGGCUUUGCCUCGGCCUUUAUCUUCCCCGCAUUCAAAUACGUGCCCUUUAUUCCGAUUUCUUCGUCGAUAUCAUCAUCAGAAGCAGAUCUCGAGACCUUCGUCCGGGCCAUGCUCCUGCCUCACGAACUGCACCACGCCCAUUCCGCCGUGCCUGAGCCCAGACGAAGAGAUAUGACGCGCGCCCCAGAUCUGGUAGCCCACUUCCCCGACAUGAUCGACAUCAAGCAGUCGCCGACCAUUCUGAUUUGCGGCCAUGGCGGGCGCGACAUGCGCUGCGGGAUUAUGGGCCCGGUGCUGCGGGCAGAGUUCCAGCGCGUGCUCGAGCAACGAGGGUUCAGCACGAACAACCAAGACGAGGACGGCACAAGAAAGGUUGACGGACCAAAUCACGCCAAUCUCGGUUUGAUCAGCCAUAUCGGAGGACACAAGUUUGCGGGGAACGUGAUCAUCUACCUCCCUCCGGGCUUGAGGACCAGCUCCUCGGCCUCGCCGUCAUCGACGAUAGCCACGAGCCCGAAUCCGCUGGCCGGAAAGGGCAUCUGGUACGGUCGUGUCGAGCCCAAGCAUGUCGAGGGGAUCGUAGACGAGACGAUCCUGCGAGGAAGAGUGGUUGCGGAUCAUUUCCGUGGCGGAAUUGGGAUGGACGGGGAGAUCUAUAGACUGUAG
Rasamsonia emersonii CBS 393.64 is the source of this 1116-nucleotide messenger RNA. RefSeq names its product Sucrase/ferredoxin-like family protein Fmi1. NCBI's taxonomy places the organism in Eukaryota, Fungi, Ascomycota, Eurotiomycetes, Eurotiales, Trichocomaceae. The coding region runs from base 1 to 1116 and encodes 371 amino acids. The transcript is spliced from 2 exons. The record is from RefSeq and is a predicted model, not a curated record.